Molecule: messenger RNA, 2172 nt
Organism: Mugil cephalus (flathead mullet)
Lineage: Eukaryota; Metazoa; Chordata; Actinopteri; Mugiliformes; Mugilidae
Product: GDP-L-fucose synthase-like
Exons: 10
Coding region: 138-1106 (322 amino acids)
Biological process (GO): nucleotide-sugar biosynthetic process
Molecular function (GO): GDP-L-fucose synthase activity
Source: RefSeq, a predicted model, not a curated record
GGGUAUUUGAGACACGAAACUAACACAGUUGUUCGAAAGUUACACUUUACUCUGAAGAAUCACAACCGGAAGCUGAGUUCCAUUCUUCCUGGUUCCAACCGGCUUUUCCCGUAUGUGCGCGACAGACUUGCUAACAGAUGGGUGAUCACACAGCUCCGAUGAGGGUGUUGGUGACCGGAGGGUCCGGCUUGGUGGGGAGGGCCAUACAGCAUGUGGUCGAAGAGCAAGGCGGCGCAAAGGAGGGGGAAGAAUGGAUAUUUCUGUCCUCCAAAGAUGCCAACCUCAUGAACGUGGACGAAACGCGGGCGGUGUUCAAGAAACAUCGGCCCACGCACGUCAUCCACCUGGCUGCUAUGGUCGGGGGCCUUUUCAAGAACAUGAAGCACAACCUGGACUUUUGGAGGAACAACAUCUACAUCAACGAUAACGUGCUGCAGGCGGCACACGAAGUGGACGCGGUCAAGGUUGUCUCCUGCCUGUCCACCUGCAUCUUCCCAGAUAAAACAUCGUAUCCCAUCGACGAGACCAUGAUCCACAACGGUCCACCUCACGAGUCCAACUUCGGCUACGCCUACGCAAAGAGGAUGAUCGACGUCCACAACAGGGCUCUUUCCCAGCAGCAUGGACGUCGCUACACAGCUGUGAUUCCCACCAACGUGUUCGGUCCUCAUGACAACUUCAGCAUCGAGGACGGACACGUGCUGCCGGGCCUCAUUCACAAAGCGUACAUCGCUCAAAAGGAGGGGAAGCCGCUGACGGUGUGGGGCUCCGGUUCUCCCAGAAGGCAGUUCAUUUACUCCCUGGACUUGGCUCGUCUCUUCCUCUGGGUCCUGAGGGAAUAUCCCGAGGUCGAUCCAAUCAUUCUGUCCGUUGGUGAAGAAGAUGAGGUGUCCAUCAAGGAAGCAGCAGAAGGAGUUGUUGAGGCUUUGGGAUUUAAAGGAGAAGUAGUCUAUGACACCAGUAAAGCAGACGGCCAGUUCAAAAAGACGGCGAGCAACGCCAAGCUGCGCCGCUACCUCCCGGACUUCACGUUCACACCCUUCAAACAAGCUUUAAAGGAAACCUGCGAUUGGUUUGUCGCCAAUCACGACUCAGCCCGCAAGUGAAAAUCUGUGCUUUAAUGUGUUUAUCGCCAAAUCCUGCCGGUCGGUCACUAACUCUGCUGGAAGAGAAGCUGAGGUGAAGAGGUUUAUCUGUCUGGGAGGGGUCACGUGGUGCAUUUACAUGGACGCUAGUAAUAAUCAGAAUCUCAUGAGAGUUUUUGUCUCAUGUGGGGUCGAGUUUCCAGGAGGGACCGAAACAUGGAGGUAGAAAAACAGACCAGUAACAUAACUAGACAAUAAUAAAUAACCCAUGCAUUCAAUAAACUAUCAUCAUACAAAACAUUUAAUUAAAAAAAAACAACAAUAUUUUGAGAAAAUUAAUUGCAAUUGCAGCUCAUUGCUGCCAUCUGCUGGUUCUCAGUGUGUGUCAUGUCCACAGCUGCUAAUAAAUCAGUGCAACUCGUGAAAUAAUUAGGAACUGGUGCCAUAUUUAUGUUGAUAAAUUGCAGUUAAAAGGCCUCAGGUAGUUUUUGCACUUUGCAAAUUCGUCACAUGGGCCAAAUUGGACCAGUUUUGGCACAUCAGCCAUAUAUUUGUCACUCCUGAUGUAAGUCAGCUUUGAAAACAGUUUAGUUGAAUUUGGGAGAAAAAGAAUCAACAUUUCAGGCUGAUUUGUGAUUUUUUUAAUUUUUUUUUUUUUUUUUUUAAAUACGCUGCGGUUAAUAUUUUGGGGCGUUUAUUAUUAUUGUCCAUGUAAAUGCAGCCACUGUAACACGAGUCUUAUUCACCACAUUUAAAUCCUCAAAUCAAUUCAGGUGCUGGCACAGUUUAAAGUUGCAGUAAUUCAGAUCCCACAUAAAUAAAUCCCACAUAAAACGGUUUGGGACUUAGAAUCUAAAUGAUUUUGCAUUGAUUCACUGAAUUUAAUGAACAGAAAGUUUACGGUAUUUACUAUUUUUAAACUGGGUGAACAGACACGGAGCAAGAUGAAUGUUUUCUACUCGUAAUACGUCUUCGUUGUCCUGCUUGAAUCUUUAAAGAACGGAAUCACAGGUGGAUUUGUCUUGGUUAUUGUAGGUUUUUAUAUUUUACAAAAGACAAUAAUAAAAUAAAUGGUGAUUAAAGUCAA